AUGAUGUCCGCCGAGCCUCACACCCCGGCAGAAGAACAGCCGGACCACACAUAUGACCAUGAGAAAGCCGACGAAUUAGCCAGAGCAGCCAAGUCUUUUCAGGAAACCGACCAGCCAAACCAGUCACAACGCGAACAUGCCUCUCAAGCCAACUCAGACAGCAGUUUUGACGAACCCUCCAAAGAAAUCCACCGCGGCGGCAAGCGCGAACUCACCGAGGACGAAUGCUACGACACGCUCGGCUUCCGCUUUCCCUGGUACAAGAAAUGGACCAUCCUCACCGUCAUCUUCGUCGUGCAGAUGUCCAUGAACUUCAACACGGGUGUCUAUGCCAAUGCUGUCCCCGGCCUUCAGGAGGAGUUUGGUAUCAGUGCCCAGGCGGCCCGUGUCGGCCAGAUGAUCUUCUUGAUGACCUACGCCUUUGGCUGUGAGUUGUGGGCUCCCUGGAGCGAAGAGUUUGGUCGCUGGCCCAUCAUGCAGCUGAGUCUAUUUCUGGUGAAUAUCUGGCAGAUUCCCUGCGCUGUUGCACCGAACUUUGGGACCAUCGUGGUGUGUCGGGCGCUUGGAGGCCUCAGCUCCGCGGGCGGAUCUGUGACACUGGGCAUAACGGCCGACAUGUGGGAGGCUGAGGAUCAAGGAUAUGCGGUGGCGUAUGUCGUUCUCUCGUCUGUCGGUGGGUCGACCAUCGGCCCCUUCUUUGGCGGGUUCAUCGGACAAUAUCUGUCAUGGCACUGGGUGUUCUGGGUGCAGUUGAUCUUCGGCGGCGCCACUCAAGCCCUGCAUUUCUUUCUUGUCCCUGAAACGCGCGCCACGAUCCUCAUCGACCGCGAGGCGCGCCGUCGCCGCACGACCGGAGACGACGUCUACGGCCCUAACGAGCUCAAGACGCCCCGGCUGGACGCCAAGGAUGUGCUGCGCGUCUGGCGCCGGCCCUUUGAGAUGUUCCUGCGCGAGCCCAUCGUGCUCUGUCUGUCACUGCUGUCCGGUUUCUCCGAUGCGCUCAUCUUCGUCUUCACGGAGUCUUUCGGCCUUGUUUUCGAACAGUGGGGGUUUAGCACGCUCGCCGUCGGCAUGACCUUUGGCUCUAUUCUGAUCGGCUACGUGAUCGCCUACCUGAUUUUCUUGCCGGAUAUCUGGCGUCAGCGCAAGGUCCGCAAGACGCACGGCAACGCGGCCCGGCUCCCUGAGCGUCGCCUCUUGCUUCUGUUAUUCAUCGCACCCCUGGAACCAAUCGGGCUGCUGGGCUUCGCCUGGACCUCUAUGGGACCCGCCUAUACUCCCUGGAUCGCACCGUGCAUCUUCGCCUGCCUGAUCGCCAUGGCCAACUACGGCAUCUACAUGGCCACGAUUGACUACAUGGUCGCCGCGUACGGGCCGUAUUCCGCCUCGGCGACGGGGGGUAAUGGCUUUGCGCGGGAUUUCCUGGCGGGGAUUGCGACCAUGUAUGCCACUCCUAUGUAUGAGAAUAUUGGGGGAAAGUUCCAUCUGCAAUGGGCGAGUACCUUGCUUGGAUGUGCGGGAGUUCUUGUGCUGAUCCCGUUGUACAUCUUCUACUGGAAGGGCCCGGUUAUUCGGGAGAGAAGCAAGUUUGCACAGACGCUUGAGGCAGAUCGACAGCGUCAUUUGAGUCGGCGGGCGAGUUAUUUGCCGGGCGAGCAGAAGCCGUACGAUGUUUGA
Molecule: messenger RNA, 1677 nt
Organism: Aspergillus thermomutatus
Lineage: Eukaryota; Fungi; Ascomycota; Eurotiomycetes; Eurotiales; Aspergillaceae
Exons: 1
Coding region: 1-1677 (558 amino acids)
Biological process (GO): transmembrane transport
Molecular function (GO): transmembrane transporter activity
Source: RefSeq, a predicted model, not a curated record